Pseudocercospora fijiensis CIRAD86 is the source of this 1509-nucleotide messenger RNA. Its product is annotated as acetylcholinesterase/Butyrylcholinesterase. NCBI's taxonomy places the organism in Eukaryota, Fungi, Ascomycota, Dothideomycetes, Mycosphaerellales, Mycosphaerellaceae. The record is from RefSeq and is a predicted model, not a curated record. Bases 1 to 1509 code for a protein of 502 amino acids. The transcript is spliced from 3 exons.
AUGAAGCCCCGAUCAUGUUACCAGUUCGUGGCGCUAUUGUCAAUUGCUCAAAGCAAACCUCUGCAUCACAAAGAUGACAGUCUGUUGAUUGAAAAAGACAACUUCGCUGUCCAAGGCACAAUCUGGCCGAAUAAUUCUGACGUACAGUUCUUCGGCAACAUACCUUACGCCGAACCCCCUCUAGGAGAACUCCGAUUCCGCCCUCCGGUUACAAAGUCUGCAAGCUCGGAAGUCAUCAAUGGCACCUGGUUCGGUCCCUCCUGCAUUCAAUACAGCAACGGCGAAAAGACAGUCUACACCGAACUCCUUCGCGGCUUCCUGCUCUCACCCGGGCAAUCUCAAAGCGAAGACUGCUUAACCGUCAACAUCUGGAGACGCAAAGAUGCUCGAGCCGGCGACAAUCUCCCCUUCAUGAUCUGGAUCCACGGCGGCGGCCACACAUCUGGAGGCUCAGCCUCACCCUACAAAUACGGCGACCGCCUCGCGCGAGACCAAAAUGUCAUCGUAGUCUCCAUGAACUAUCGUCUCAAUAUUUUCGGAUCCCCGGGAGCUUCAGCCUUGGAUGGUCGAAAUCUGAAUCCAGGCUUAAUGGACCAACGCAAAGCUGUCGAAUGGGUAUAUACCAACAUCCACGCCUUUGGCGGAGAUGCCGAAAAAAUGGUACUUUUCGGACAAUCGGCCGGAGGUGGGAGUGUUGACAUGUAUACAUACGCCUACCCCAACGAUCCACUCGUCAAAGGCUUCAUCGCACAAUCAGGCACAGCCUCGAACGGUGCAGUUCCCAACGGCUCGAACUUCACCUACGUCGCCUCAAAGGUCGGUUGCGGCACCACCUCCUCCGCAGACGAAGAGUUCCAAUGCAUGCAGAAAGCCAACGCAACCGCCCUCAUCCAAGUCUACAACACCUACCACGCGCCCCUCAACCAUGGAAAACCUCUAAGUUUCAGCACGGCCGCAGACAACCAAACCCGCUUCUCCAACUACACAAACCUCCAAACCCGAGGCCUCUUCGCAAAACGUCCGAUCAUCUAUAGUACAAUGAACAACGAAGGCGCCUCUCUCGCAACUUACAUCCCGGGCUCCGAACCCAACGAAACCGCCGUCGCCAUCACCAACGCAGGCACCACCUGCUCCGCCAACCAAGCCGCACUCGCAAAAUCUUCCCACGGAGUCCCAACAUUUCGGAUCCGAUAUUUUGGCGAAUGGCCGAAUUUGAAUCCUUUGGAGUGGCUGGGUUCCUAUCAUUCGAGUGAUCUUCCUAUGAUUUUUGGGACGAGUGAUUUGCGCGGAGCUGAUACGGAGUUGGAGAAGGGGAUGAGGAGGGAUUAUCAGGGAGCUUGGGGGGCUUUUGCGAGGGAUCCUGAGAGGGGGUUGGAGGGUUAUGAUGGUGGGUGGCCGGAGUUUGAGGAGGGGAGUUUGAAAGUUGUGGAGUUGGGGAGGGAGGGGAUUAGUGGGAAAGUUGUAAGGGAGGGGGAUGCGGAUUAUGGGUUUGAUUGUGGACAGAAAUAG